Messenger RNA from Mobula hypostoma (lesser devil ray), 2324 nucleotides. Its product is annotated as hemicentin-2-like. Bases 279 to 2318 code for a protein of 679 amino acids. NCBI's taxonomy places the organism in Eukaryota, Metazoa, Chordata, Chondrichthyes, Myliobatiformes, Myliobatidae. The record is from RefSeq and is a predicted model, not a curated record. The transcript has 12 exons.
GGCAGAGCAGCAUCGAAAUAUUAUUUAUCUUGAAUGUACCAUAUAUUGUCCCAAUUAGAGUGAAUUCAGUCAACUUUCAGUUUCACAUUUAAUGUGAACCACACCCCGAGUCUGAUGUUCACCAUUUCCUGUUGCUGUUGGUUCCUCCCUCCGGUGUCCGGUCAGCUCGGUGCUCACCAGUCGGUGUCCCGGUCCCGGCGGGUUGAGGAUCCCUGCGAGUUCGAGGUGCCGGUCGGAGGAACCAUCCCUCAAUAGACUGGGAGUUUCGGCACCCGGACAUGUUGUCACUCGUUCUCCAGUUCGUGCUCGUUGUGGCUGACGCGAAAGCUGAAAGGGAAGAAGUGGUUAGUGUCUUUGGUUCAUCAGUUUUACUGGAUCCUGAAAUCACCGUUGAUCCCAGCAAGAAUGAAAUCCUUUGGACUUUCAAAGCCAGCAACAAAAGUGAUGAUAUGAUUUUGGAUCACAUCCCAGGUGUCGCCACAUUGGAACCAAGUGAACGGUUCAAGGACCGUUUACAGUUCAAUGCUGCUAAGGGUGCGCUGACGAUAAAUCGAUUGGAAGCCAGUGAUGAAGGAAAUUACACUUAUUCUGUGGAUAGCAAAGAGUUGAAAAUAAUACAACUGCUUGUCAUUGAUAAAAUGAAAGAAGUGAUUGGUAUUCUCGGUUCAUCAGUUUUGCUGGAUCCUAAAAUCAAAGUUGAUCCCAACAAGAAUGAAAUUCUUUGGACUUUCAUCGCCAGUAAUAAAAGCCUUGAGGUUGUCUUGGAUCACAUCCCAGGUCUCACUAUGGAACCAAGUGAACAGUUCAAGAACCGUUUGCAGUUUUUUGCUUCUUCUGGUGGACUGAUGAUAAACAGUUUAAAAACCAGCGACCAAGGAGAUUAUAUCUUCACUGUGGAUGGACGAGAGCUCAAAGUAAUACAAUUGUUUCUUCAUGAUAAAAUGAAAGAAGUGAUUGGUAUCCUUGGCUCAUCAGUUUUACUGGAUCCCGGACUCAGAGUUGAUCCCAGCAAGAAUGAAAUUGUUUGGACUUUCUUCGACGACAGCAUUUUAAAUCACAUCCCAGAUCACACCACAACGGAACAUAGUGAACAGUUCAAGUCCCGUUUAGAAUUUAGUACUUCCAAUGGGGCUUUGACUGUAAAUGGAUUAACACCUCGUGAUGAAGGAAGUUACAGCUUUAUUGUGAAUGAAGAAGAGAUGAAAGUAUUAGAACUACUGAUCUAUGAAAAGCUGUCAGAAGCAUCAAUAUCCGUAGGCUACUACAAAUUCCUGGGUUUCACUGUCCAGCUUACCUGUGAUGUCAGUGGAGAUCCUAAUGAAUUUCAAUGGCAAAAAGAUGGAGGGGAAAUCUCCCAGCAUUACCAACUAAUAAAUGAGAACAUGACACUUGUUAUCCAACAUGCUUUGGUUAGUGACUGUGGAAGCUAUACCUGUGUCGCCAAAAAUCCCAUCAGCUCCAUCAGGGGAGAUCACAGCAUAAUUCUUCAUGGAAUUUAUCGGCGUACUGGAAAGGUAUUGGUGCUGGUGUCCACCACAGUCACUGUGCUAUUCACUCUGCUAUUCAUUAUCUUCAGUGUUCUUGUUUUGGUUUCAGCUGUUUCAACGAAUGACAAUGCAGCUGUUCUUCUGGCAAUCACAGGGUUGGUGUUGCCAUUGAUGUUUCUUUUUCCAUUGGUGUGUCUGUUUGUGACUCUGAUUUCAAACACAGCUUUGAAAAAUAGAAAACGGCUGUCUCUCUAUAGCGUUAUUUUCCUCUUUAUCACCUUCAUCACUAUGUUCUCCUGGAUGGUGAUUACAGGCCUUACACGAGAAGACAUUCUAAUGUUUACCAUGUCGGUUAUUGGACUGGUACCUUAUGCAGGAUAUGCUAUUACAUUUCUCUUUUGGACAUGGAAAGGAUUCCCAGGUAUAGGAGACAAACGUUGGGGGUGGUUCUUGAAUAUCUGUAACGUUGUGUCUCUUAUCUGCAUUCUCAUUACCUUCAUUUGCUGGAUUGUAUUUAAAGUUGAACGUUGUGACAGCAACAUUCCAACCUGGAUCCUUCUCAUCGCCUUAAUGCCCGGAUGUGUAAUAACAUUACUCAGGACAUUUCUAAUUUGGUACUAUGAGCUGUCAGAAGGUUCCAUAUUUACCAACAGUCAGUCACUGCGUUCCACGGUCGAGCUCACCUGUGAUGUCCUUGGAGAUUCCAAUGUGUACCAGUGGCAAAAGAAUGGAGGGGAAAUCUCCCAGCAUUACCAACUAACAGAUGAAAACAGAACACUUGUUUUUUUUAUUUCAAAAUAUACUUUAUUCAAAAAUAAAUAUAUACAAUAAACCAUU